AAUCUCAUCAUCCUCCCUGCUUCUGUCAACAGGGAGCAGCCAAUCUUCAGCAGCCGUGCCCAUGUUUUUCAGAUUGAUCCCAACACCAAGAGGAACUGGAUACCUGCUAGCAAGCAUGCGGUCACAGUGUCUUUUUUCUAUGAUGCCAACCGCAAUGUCUAUCGUAUCAUUAGCGUGGGUGGGACUAAAGCAAUCAUCAACUGCACUGUUACCCCCAGCAUGACAUUCACAAAAACAUCCCAAAAGUUUGGUCAGUGGGCUGACAGCAGAGCCAACACAGUCUAUGGUCUGGGCUUUGCCACUGAGCAGCAACUGCAUCAGUUUUCAGACAAAUUCAAGGAGGUAAAGGAUGCUGCUCGCCUGGCUAGGGAGAAAUCACAAGACAAAGAACUAGUAAACACUGCUCUCACCAUUGCUGCUCCUCAGGACCUCUCGGAUGAACUCCAGUCUCCACCUAUGAUGUGCAUUAACGGACCAGAAGACAAGCUGUUCCGAAGCCAGAGUGCAGACAUCACUCUGUCCUCUGAGAAGGAGCGCAUUAAGAAGAUGCUUUCUGAGGGAUCUGUUUGUGAGAUUAAUCUGGAAGCUGAGCUCUUCACUCUCCAGGACAGCAACUCGAAGUUGGUGGCAGCUUUGCAUGAAGCUAAUGCUAAUGUGGAGCAAUGGAAAAAACAGCUGUUAGCAUAUCAGGAGGAAACCGAAAGACUCAGAGAGCAGGUGGCUGAAUUAGAGGCACAUGGAAGUCAAGGGCCCAGUGAUUUGUUGAAGGAUGAGCUGACACAGUCCUUGGAGGAGCUGGAGGCUUUAUUAAAGGCCAAAGAUGAGGAAAUUCACAUUUUGCAAAGCAAGAAAGCAGAAUACCAUGAAAUGGAACAUGAAAGAGAGGAGGCCAUCCACAGAUUAAGGGAGAUGGAGAUGCGGAACUCUGAGCUGGAACGUCGCAUCCAGAACACAGAGCAAAACUUAAGUAAUUCUCUGGAGGAACGAGAUCGUAUGGAUACUGAAAUCCACAGGGCAAUAGAAAUUCUAGACAUCAAGAUCUUUGACCUCAAUGACCUCCGCCAAAGCCUUGUUAAACUUAUUGACAAGUAA
Messenger RNA from Menidia menidia (Atlantic silverside), 1092 nucleotides. The record is from the annotation of a GenBank genome assembly. NCBI's taxonomy places the organism in Eukaryota, Metazoa, Chordata, Actinopteri, Atheriniformes, Atherinopsidae.